Molecule: messenger RNA, 2748 nt
Organism: Stylonychia lemnae
Lineage: Eukaryota; Ciliophora; Spirotrichea; Sporadotrichida; Oxytrichidae
Source: the annotation of a GenBank genome assembly
AUGUCAGUUGUGGCUGCACCUUCCACUUCUCAAAAAACUCUUCAAAAUCCAUUCCUAAAAAACCUGACUGAGAAUGAAUAUGACCCAUUGAAUGAUACGCAGUAAUAAUCAUAGAAGACUUUGAUUAAAAUACAGAAGCAAGAGCAGAAGCUUUUUAAAGAAUUUUACAAGAAAGCAAAGAAGUCACUUAUCAUAGAGAACACAACAAUGGCUUUGGCUUCCAGAUAUGAAGCAUAUAUGAACAUUAUUAGGGACAGCGAUAUUAAGAUAAAAGCACUAGGAUUCUGGCAGUGCAAUAUUGUGAACUAGAAGUUAUUUGAUAUAAUCACUCUAGCAAGUGAAUAGCAUAGAGAGGAGUUGCAGAGUUUAGAAAUAUCUGAUAAUGCCUAGACUCUAAAAAAGAACACAGCAAAAGCAAUAGGGGAGAUGUUCCUUAACUUAGACACGAAGUCCACAAAAGUCUCAUUGUUCUUGCAAAGAUCUAGCAUUUCUCCAUAGAGCAUGUAGCUUCUAAUGAAUCUUUUGGCAUUGUCUAAGAUUAGGUAAUUCACUUUAAAUUAGAUGGGAUUAAAUGAAAAUCACCUGAAGAACUUUUCCUCACUUAUGGCAGGUAACAAAAAGAUAGACUUUAUAUCGAUGUAGCACAAUGAUCUCAGGAUGGAUGGCUGUCUAUACAUCUCACAGGGUUUAGUAUAUGCUAAAUCUCUCAAAUCUCUGAACUUAAAUGGAAAUCGAAUUGGAACCAAAGGAUUGAAACUCCUUUGUGAAUCGCUUAAGGAUAAUAACAAGCUAGAGUCAUUAUUCUUGAAUGAUAACUUUAUUGAUGAUGACAUUUCUUUUACCUUGGUUAAGCUCCUGUCCAAUCAGCGUAAUGUUAUCAAGGAACUUCAUCUGGCCUUUAAUAACUUUUCUCAGUUAGGAUUGAUUGCAAUAUUUGACUGUUUAGCAUUUAACAACAAACGUCUGAAGUAUCUAGAUGUAGCUUAUAAUGUCAUCGAAAUCGGUAUCAUGAAAUCACUGCGCACUAUGAUCGAAAAGAACAGUAGUUUGCAGUAUCUAAGUAUCAGCGAUCUUUAUAAGUUCAACAGGAAUGCCAUAAAUACUUUAGUUGAAUGCUUAGCUCUAAACAAGUCACUUAAAUUGGUUGAUUUAAAGAAAUGUACGAAGAGCUUUUAUACCAAAAUAAUUUAAGAGGUUAAUAUGUGCAGAGGUGAUAAGCCAAUUAUUUUCUUAAAAGACGAUGGCUAUAUAAGGACCAGAGGGGCUAUUGAUAAGAUAUUUAACGAUGAAGACGGAGAGGAGAUCAAAUCAAAUUCUAAGAAGUAUAGAAGCUAUACUCCUUAAAAGGCUUUGGAGGAGAGUAAAAUGCGCUAAAAUCAGAUUCAAAUUUAGAGACCAAAGACAGGGGAUUUACCUAAAAGAAGAAUAAUGUAGAGAGAGGCUUCUGUGGAAAUGGAUCAGGACGAUAUGAUAAAUAUUAAUACACAACUGGAUUACUAGCCAUCAGUAGUGAGAUCUGCCAGGUCGGCUAGGUCUUUGGAGUACUCUGAUAUGAAUUCCCCUGGAGAUUCCUCAUUUAACUACACUUUUUAGAAGAAUUCAUAAAGAGAAUCAAUAGCUUCGUCUAAGAAGAAAUAUGUUCCCCUGAGAAGUCCUUCAAGAGAAGAAUUAGCUCAACACUAUUAGAACAUUCAAAAUGUAUAAAAUUAAAACCCUAGCCACUUUUCUAGUUUGAAUUCUAAUAAUUUCCAAAGCAUUACUGAUGAUAGAAGAAGGUUUUCCAAUAACUCAAUGGAUGACCCCAAUCUAACUAGUUCCAAAAGCCCUAAGAGAGUUUAGUUCGCUAAUGACAUCAAGAUCUUUAAAGAUAAAGAGAGAUAGAAGCAACUCUAAGAGCAAAAUGAGAAGUUGGCUUUGGAGAGCAAAUAAAAAUAGCAAUCAAAAGCUAAGUUAAAGUAAAAUAUCAAUGGCAAAUAGUAGUAGCCAAAGAGUAAUGAGCUUCAGGAAAGUUAAGUUAGUUUAGAGUCCUUUGGAGCUCAAUCAUAAACCAAGAAGAAGAAAAUUUAGCCACUGAGGCAAAGAUCCUCGAGCAGUAAAAAGAAUAAAUAGAAUAGUUCUAAAUACUCAAAUAAAAACAGCACGUUGAAGCAGAGUGCAACUAUUGACUCAAAUAUGACUUCUUCCAUUUUGUCUAAUACACUUAAUAAUUCUUAGAAGAAGGGAAUUUUGAAGGGCAAGCUGUCUGAAAUCAACGCCUCUAAGCACGAAGAAUCUCAACUUCAUCCUUCAUCUGGUUUAUCAAGCGCAGGCCUUAACAAGUAGCUUUCAUACAAUCAAACCAAUCAUGUCAAUCCCAGUACACUAUCUUAAUACUCUCCAAGUCAGUAUACCUCAUUGGAAUCAAAUUCCUACUUCUCUAGCUAAUACUAAUAGACGCACAACAAUUAGCAAAGAUAGAAUUUGCUAUUGCAAAAGAGCACUCUUGACCGAAUUCCAUCUUAAAGAUCAACUCUUCAGAACAAUCAGAGCAUAUCAUACAACAACAAUAACAAUAAUACGAUCAACUAGAGCAUGGCUACGUCUCAUAUGGAUGAUAGCACAUCAUUUGCAUUAAGUCCAGAGGAGAAGGAAAAUCUGAAGUAUAACAUGAAGAAUGACAAGGUAGUCGUGUUUUACAAGAAGAUACUGGGAGAGAUAAGAGACGUCAUUAGAGAGGAAAGAUCUAACAUCAAGAAAUACCUUAAUUGA